Molecule: messenger RNA, 2873 nt
Organism: Folsomia candida
Lineage: Eukaryota; Metazoa; Arthropoda; Collembola; Entomobryomorpha; Isotomidae
Product: protein Wnt-16
Exons: 7
Coding region: 796-1953 (385 amino acids)
Biological process (GO): neuron differentiation; canonical Wnt signaling pathway; multicellular organism development
Cellular component (GO): extracellular region
Molecular function (GO): frizzled binding; cytokine activity
Source: RefSeq, a predicted model, not a curated record
AUCUGCUGGCUCCUCAGUUUGCCUGCCGAGCUCUUCCCAAGAGGAGAGCCAGCAACAAUGAGGGAUUGAUGGUGUAUAUGCAUACAUAGUUUUAUUUUACUUAUUAAAGGACGACAUUUCAUUCUCAAAUCGAAUAGCAGAAGAGGCAGAUACAUAACAUUAUUCGGCAUUUAUUCCCAAAUUGAGCAGCAUUGAAUUCCUCAGAGAAGAAGAAGUGAGCAGAGUGGGUCCUUCCUUUUACCUUGAGUGAGUUUCGUUUCGUCUCUGGAAACGAAACCCCGAGCAGUGCGGCAGUGAUUGCGAGAUAUUAGUCCCGCAGUUGACCUACGCUGAACACCAUCUCGCCCAAAGACGCUCCAGUCCUGGGAUGAGAUUCGGUUUUUCAUACGACGCGAAACGUGUUAAGUGACGUGUCAAUUUGUGUGUUUAGCAUGGACUGAAGUGGUGCGUGUGGGGGUGAGAUUUCCGAAAAAAUAAAAGAAAUUUGAAAAAUUGAGGGACUUUUCGAAAAUGUGAAAAUUUUGUUUUGCACAAUGAAUGGAUUCUCUCCGAAUUGUGGUGGUAAUUUGUUUGGAAAACUUGCGUCGUCCUGAACCGCAGAAAGAUUUGUGUGAGGAAAUAUAUAACCUUUGAAAAAAAGAAGUAGAGAUUCCAAUAAAGGCAUAAUGACCAGAAAAAGUAUGCCCAGUAACAAUAGAGAAAUACAAGUUUUUCUAAAAUACGAUCGUCGUCCCCUUUCGAAAAAAGAAGUUGACUGACUGUGCCGUAAAGUGUUGCAUUGUUGUCUGCAGAAUAAUGUGGAGAAGAGAUUGUUGUUUGUGCAACUGGUUAAUUCAUCUGUUUUCCAUACUUUUUGUUGCCUCCACCGUUCACGCAUCAUGGAUGUAUUUGGGAAUAUCGACGAAAUCCCUGACAGUGCCGGCGGACCAGCCCGUGGGCGACGUGAACAUGCAGUUGGCCGGGGACGCGCCUGAAAAUCCGGAGGAAGCGUUCCGCUACUCGGCCGGCCUGGUGUGCAGUUCUCUCCCAGGCCUCGUAGCCCAGCAGAUUGACGUCUGCCAAAAUUACCCUGACACCAUUCAAGCCGUGUCUGACGGGGCUCGGAGAGGAAUCCGUGAAUGCCAGUUCCAGUUUCGACAUGAGCGCUGGAACUGUUCCACCAAGGAGGACGACGACUACUCCGUUUUUGGACAUGAACUGUCCAGAGGGAGCAAGGAGACGGCUUUCAUCUAUGCCGUCACGAGUGCCGGAGUUGUCCACGCCAUCACACAAUCUUGCAGUUCCGGAGCGCUAAACGAGUGUUCUUGUGACCUCAGCAAGCAGGGCAGAACGACCCCGGAAGGAUGGAAGUGGGGCGGGUGCAGUGACAACAUGAAGUUUGGAAUCCAAUUCUCCCGAAAAUUUGUUGACGCUCCGGACAAAACGAAGCUUGAAUAUGCACCAAAAAAUGUUCAAAAUUUGAUGAAUUUGCAUAACAAUGAAGCCGGACGUCAGGCUGUCGCCCAUCUGAUGCGAAUGCAAUGUCGGUGUCACGGAGUGUCGGGUUCCUGUGAGUUGAAAACUUGUUGGAAAAAUAUCCCUAGUUUUACUCAAGUGGGUGAUUACUUGAAGAAGAAAUAUCAAAAGUCAACUCAGGUUCCACUCAAGUCUCAGAAACGGUUGAGGAGAAAAAGUGGGCGAAAGUUCCCCGUGAGCAAGGGAGAAUUGGUUCACUUGAGAAAGUCGCCGGAUUAUUGUGAGCUCGACUUGGACAAAGGAAUUACUGGAACGACGGGCAGAGUUUGCAACAAAACAUCCGAUGGUCCGGACAGAUGCAAUGUUUUGUGUUGUGGGAGAGGCUUUAAUACAAAGGUUGUGAAAAAGGUGGAGCGCUGCCAAUGUAAAUUUAUUUGGUGCUGUUAUGUCAAAUGCAAACCUUGCAUUACGAGGACUGACAUUCAUACAUGUAAAUAAUAAGGGACGAGUAAAAAGAAUAUGUCCUUUUCUGGGGAGCUUCUCCACCCGCAAGAAGAACGCGGAUUCUAAAAGAACACGGAACACGGACAAGAAAUGCUUUGAAGAAAAUCCUACUUCAAAAAAUAAAUCCUCUUUACUAUUUCAUGCACAGUUUGAUUUAAAUUUAUACAGAUACUGUCAGGCAUUUAGUCAACAAGCGUUAUGUUAUGAUGCUAUAACUAUAUCUACCACCAUGAAUCAUGUUAAUUUGCUUUUUUAACCAGUGGCCGCGGAAGUCGUGGGGACAUCUGGGGACAUUAACAUUGUAGGAUGGGAGAGGGAGAGGGUUAUAUAAGAUCGGCAGGUCAGAUGAGGACAUCGAACAACCGUGGGGACAUUGUCCCUCUGCCCCCUUCCGCGGCCACUGUUUUCAACUACAAAAAUACUUGUGUACGUAUAUACAUGGGCGCUAGAAGAGAAACCAUUUUAUGAUUAAUUUUUAAUUAUCUAUUGCUAGUUUUAAUAAUAAUCUCAUCUUUGUAGCUAGAUAAGUAGGUAUCGGCUAGCAAGCAAUUGCGUAAAAUAUUAAUAAAAUGUCUCAUCACUAUACUCACUGUACGUAAUUCUAAAUAUUUACAUAAUUAAUGUAAAAGUCGUUGCAUGUUAUAUUCAUCGUCAUCGUCGUCGUAUAUGUACUACCAAUUCAAUGAUUCAAUAUUUGUGAAUAAUAAAUUGUACGUUUAUAAUUCAUGUCAUGAAGUUUGCAAUCAAAAUAUUUUAUUGGCAGUGUAGGUUUGUUUUGCGCGUGUAAAAAUCGGCUGGCAGUGAAAGUUACAACUCCUGAGGCAAUUAAUUAAUACUAAAAAUAUGGGAAUUAAUUACUAUUAUUAUUAUUAAACAAAAAGAUAAGAAUGUAAAAAAAAUGGCAGUGAUAUAAA